Arachis ipaensis is the source of this 624-nucleotide messenger RNA. NCBI's taxonomy places the organism in Eukaryota, Viridiplantae, Streptophyta, Magnoliopsida, Fabales, Fabaceae. The record is from RefSeq and is a predicted model, not a curated record.
AUGUGGAGACAGGUGAUAACCCGGUUCGGCAUCCCAGAGGUCGUCAUCUCGGAUAAUGGAACACAAUUCACUGACAAGAAGUUCACGGAGCUCCUCACCGGCCUAGGGGUAAAACAAAAAUUUUCCUCAGUUGAACACCCCCAGACAAAUGGACAAGUAGAGUCCGCAAACAAGGUCAUCUUACUUGGCCUUAAGAACUGCCUAGACAACAAGAAAGGUGCAUGGGCCAACGAGCUCGCUUCGGUCCUGUGGUCCUACCGAACAACCGAGCAAAGCACUACGGGAGAAACCCCUUUUCGCCUAACAUACGGGGUCGACGCCGUGAUACCCGUCGAAAUUGGCGAACCGAGCCUGCGGCUACUGCUCGCAGGUGUGGACGAAGCAGUAGAAAAGGACCUGGUGGAGGAGACGAGGGAGAUGGCCCAUUUGUCAGAAACAGCGUUGAAACAAAGAAUAGCCCUGCGCUACAACGCUAAAGUCCUCAGGAGGGAUUUUGGGGAAAGAGACCUCGUUCUGCAACGCAACGACGUCGGUCUGCCGACCCUUGGAGAAGGAAAGCUGGAGGCAAAUUGGGAAGGUUCUAGAACAUGGAAUGCAGGUAACCUGAGAAGGUUCUACUCCUGA